ACCGCAGAGAGUUUGCCAAGAGACUGUGUGAGGCCAACGGGGCCGCCGAGCCCCCGCCGCCGGGACGGGGACGGAGCCGUUCCCCAGCCGGGACGGGCAGCGCCGCGGCCGUGGGAGCCCCGUGGGAGCCCCCACGCUGCCGGGACGGGCAGUGGGAAGGGAGCAGACCCAUGAAGCUCCUCCAAGCCGGGGCACGGGGGACGGAGCGAAGCUGCCACGGCUGAGCUCAGCACCGCGGCACGGAGACCCUCCGGGGCCCGGCACAGCCACGGGACGUGGAUGCUGGAGCAGGAAGAUGCAGUGCGGAGCCUGCGCUCAGGCGGUGCUGGUGCUGAUGACCCUCUCCCUCGGCUUUGCAGCUGAUGAGCUGCUGUGCGCCUGCGACGUGCCCCACUGCAGCCUGCCCACCUGCACGGGCAAGGUGUGCUUCGUCAGCAAGAGGAAAGAGGAGGGCACCAUCACCCAGCACAGGGGCUGCUUCUCCCAGAACAUCCUGGAGAACUGCCACACGCCCGUGAUGGAGCAGUACGGCAUGAGGUGCUGCAACUCCAGCAUGUGCAACGCCGAGCUGGACAUCUUCCUGCAAGGAGAAGAGGCUCUGGGAAAGGUGCCUUCCCUGCCCAACCUCCUCCUGAUGAUCUUCGUCCCGCUGCUCGCCCUCCUCGUCCUCGCGGCGCUCACGGCGCUUUUCUGCUGGAAGGUGGCCCAGCACCGCCACAGGAAAAGCGACCUGGGAGACACAGACCUCAUGCUGAAGACAUCCAUGGUGGGAGACAGCACUGUGGAGGACCUGCUGAACGACGACUGCACCACGGGCAGCGGCUCGGGGCUGCCCUUCCUCGUCCAGCGCACGGUGGCUCGGCAGAUCACCCUCGUGGAGUGUGUGGGCAAAGGACGCUAUGGCGAGGUGUGGCGAGGUGUGUGGCACGGGGAGAGCGUGGCUGUCAAGAUCUUCUCCUCCCGGGACGAGCAGUCGUGGUUCCGUGAGACAGAGAUCUACAACACCGUCCUCCUCCGGCACGACAACAUCCUGGGCUUCAUCGCCUCUGACAUGACAUCGAGGAACUCCAGCACUCAGCUCUGGCUCAUCACCCACUACCACGAGAACGGCUCCCUCUAUGACUACCUGCAGAGGACGGCCCUGGAUGUGGAAACCUGCCUGGGUUUGGCCUCCUCCAUCAUCUGUGGCCUUGUCCAUCUCCACGUGGAGAUCUUUGGCACCCAGGGCAAACCUGCCAUCGCCCACCGGGACCUGAAGAGCAGGAACAUCUUGGUGAAGAGCAACCAGCAAUGCUGCAUCGCAGACCUGGGGCUGGCUGUCAUGCACUCCCAGGGCAGCGACUACCUGGACAUCGGCAACAACCCUCGGGUGGGCACCAAGCGCUACAUGGCUCCCGAGGUGCUGAGUGAGCAGAUCCGCACCGACUGCUUCGAGUCCUACAAGAAAACCGACAUCUGGGCUUUCGGGCUGGUGCUCUGGGAGAUCACCCGGCGGACGGUGGUGAAUGGCAUCGUGGAGGAGUACCGGCCACCCUUCUUUGACGCCGUCCCCAGCGACCCCAGCUUCGAGGACAUGAAGAAGGUGGUUUGUGUGGACCAGCAGACCCCUGUGAUCCCCAACCGCCUCUUCUGUGACCCGGUUUUGUCAGCGCUGGCAAAGACCAUGAAGGAGUGCUGGUACCAGAGCCCCUCGGCCCGCCUCACCGCUCUGAGGAUUAAAAAGACCCUCAAAAAGCUGAACAACAACCUGGAAAAGCCCAAACCUGAGCAGUGAGCACCAGGAACACACCAGAGUGGCUGCAGCGGGGAUGGCAGCGGAGACAACGCCGGGACAUCUCCCAGUCACAGAGAGGGGUUUGCUCUCAGCCCCCACCUUUCCCACCCUUCCUUGGAGCCUUUUUCAUUUGCAAGGAGAGAAAAAAUAGGAGGGGAAAAAAAACACCACCCCCAAGCAUGGGAAGAAUCUUCCAGCUUGCUUAUAAAAAUACCCCCUGAAUCUGUCAUCUGACGCCGACCCGUCUCGCCGUGGUGGCAGCGGGCGCCUGGGGCUGGUGGCCCACCUCGAGCCCCCCCUGGCUGGAUGCCAUGGCCAAGGGGCAAGCAGGUGCUGGAGCAUCACUGCCUGCCACAGCCCCCGAGGUUGGGAAGGCACCCAACUCCAGCAAGGCAGGCAGGCAGCGGGGUGCUGCCCAAACCUGCCUGCCCGGCGCGUUGGCACCGGGGAUGCCACGGGCUUGGCGGCAGCAGAAGGAAUUCCCCGGCAGGGCUGCGGUGCCCAGCGUGCCUCUGGUCUGGAUUUUGCUGGGAAAGGAUGGUCCAAGAGCAGAGUCUGCUCCAGGUCAGACCAAAUCUGCACCUCAGCACCUCUCGGGGCUGCCCAGGAUGAGGAACCAGCAGCACCAAGCAGCACCUGAGCACCCCGUAGGACCUGCGAAGACGAUGCAUCCCGCAGCCGUGGUGGCCUGAUGCUCCCCCACUUUGCAGCCAGCAGAUCCCCUUUCUGAGCCCUUUUGGUCUUUGGCACCAUUUUGGUGUUUUCCAACGUGUUUUGGUGUUUUCUGACGUGUUUUGGUGCAUCCCCACAGCUGGCUCUGACCCGCACCACUCGCCUCCAUCCCCAAAGCACCCCACGCUCGGGGCUGUUUGGACAGAACCAGGAUGUUCAGCAGCAGAACCAGCUUUGCUCCAUAAUUAUUUAAUUAUUAAGAUUUAAUAUAUUUAAUAAAGUGUAAAGCUAUUUUAUUGCUUAA
This is a messenger RNA of Colius striatus (speckled mousebird), 2750 nucleotides long. RefSeq names its product activin A receptor like type 1 (gene ACVRL1). Bases 296 to 1774 code for a protein of 492 amino acids. The transcript is spliced from 10 exons. Gene Ontology annotation, biological process: BMP signaling pathway; transforming growth factor beta receptor signaling pathway; cellular response to growth factor stimulus. Gene Ontology annotation, cellular component: plasma membrane; BMP receptor complex. Gene Ontology annotation, molecular function: ATP binding; transforming growth factor beta receptor activity, type I; SMAD binding. The record is from RefSeq and is a predicted model, not a curated record. Lineage: Eukaryota; Metazoa; Chordata; Aves; Coliiformes; Coliidae.